Schistocerca nitens (vagrant locust) is the source of this 588-nucleotide messenger RNA. RefSeq names its product putative gustatory receptor 2a. Bases 1 to 588 code for a protein of 195 amino acids. The record is from RefSeq and is a predicted model, not a curated record. Gene Ontology annotation, biological process: sensory perception of taste. Gene Ontology annotation, cellular component: membrane. NCBI's taxonomy places the organism in Eukaryota, Metazoa, Arthropoda, Insecta, Orthoptera, Acrididae. The transcript has a single exon.
AUGGGCAUCGUGUGCGGGCACGUGCUGAGGAGUACCUGGCCACCGACGGGCAGCGAGGACGCUCUGGAGGAGCUGGCGACGCGCGCGGGACAGCCGGGGGUGGCGGGGGCGGUGGGGGCGGAGGUGCGUCGACUUCAGCGCGCCAGAUUGGCCCUCCACCGUUGCGCCCGCCUCUGCAGUCUCCACUUCGGACCCGCACUGCUGCUGGCGGUCUUGGGAGAUUUCGUCGUGAUGACCUGCUGCGCAUACUGGCUUGUAUGCGUGACAAGUGAAGCACACUACCAGCUAGCAAACAAGAGCGCGCUAGUACUCAUGAACGCUUUCAGCCUUACUAACGCCCUGUGUCGCCAGUUGGCGGUCUGCUGGGCCUGUUCCUCGGCGGCCGAGCGCGCCGACAGAACUGGUCUGUUGCUGUCCAGGCUGGAGCCGCUGCUACGUUCCGGGCCGGCAGCGGACGUUCUACGACUUCCGGUGGACAGACUAUGUGUUUCCGCCAUGGGAUUUUAUAACAUCGACCUUCAGAUGUUCGUAACUACUGUUAGUGCUGCAGUCGCCUAUCUCGUGAUUCUUAUACAAAUUCCUACCUAA